Molecule: messenger RNA, 1281 nt
Organism: Suillus subalutaceus
Lineage: Eukaryota; Fungi; Basidiomycota; Agaricomycetes; Boletales; Suillaceae
Exons: 3
Coding region: 1-900 (299 amino acids)
Source: RefSeq, a predicted model, not a curated record
AUGUCUAACCCACUGACGGUAACAGUCGAUACUUAUUCUGCUCUCUCAUUUUCAAGUUCCACAUCUUUCGCUCCUUCUGCUCUUCCUCCAUCUUCUGCUCCUUCCCUAUCUUCCACACCUUCCACGACAACUGACAGCAAUGGACAAACUUCAACUACCCCUGCAACCACAAGUACCACUCCAACAACAACCUCCAUGACAUUUGUCCCGACUACAGUACCCGUCGUUAUUAUCUCAACAAAUGCAUACGGAUCAACAGUCAUCAUCACAACAGAGAUAUCCACAACAACCUCAAUCCCUGUCUCAACUUCCUCUUCCUCUUCCACAAACAACUCAUCAAACACCGGCCCAAUUGUAGGUGGCGUAGUCGGUGGUAUCGCCGCGAUCGCCAUCUUCGCUCUGCUCAUCUUCUGCUUACGCCGUCGCAUAAGGCGAGUCGAGUCCGAUGGCAACUUUGGCCCCGAUCGUGUUAUUUCCCAACCUUCAGGGGGUGGGACUCUCCCCCAAGUCGACCUUGGCGAGGAAAAUGAGAUCACCCCUUACACUGACCAUGGUAGCAGCAUGCGCCAAUACGGAGAAAGCCCCUUCCUACCUGCGGGUGCAGCCGCCGGCGCAGCAGCUGCCGCAAGUAUAAACCGCACGACCCUCCCACUUAGCUCUCCCUCCCAAUACAGCGACACCGCCACCACUGCUGCUAACGGGUACCCCUCUCAGGGCUUCAUUCGCCCAGGCCGGGCCGAGAAGCUGCUUCUGGACGUCAAGGCCUCGACCUCGCUACCCAGCAAGAAGUUGACGGAGAGGGUUUCUGGCGUUGUCCAGCACCAAGAUGCGGGACGGGUGCAUAGUGAAGAAGGCGAACCAAGAGAUAUUCCGCCUGCGUAUGACUCUAUAUGGCAGUAGACUCAUGCAGGGAUUCCAAAAGGUGAUAUUUGAAGUUGAAUGCGUGAUACUACCCCCCUCGCCACGUUUCGAUGGACACCUCUUUUGGACGUUCAUACGUAUGUACAGUGCAUUGUCAUUGUCAUCACGAUCUCAGACACUGAUUCCUUGUUUAUUUUCGACACAAGUUGUCGGACGCCGCGAUAUCAUCAGCCAAGUAUAUCAUCUGCAUUUGUUUGAUAGGUAAAGAGACGGAACUUUCGCACACAUCAUUCACCUUAUCUCUCACAUAAACUAGGCACAUCAAGAUGGGGGCGUAGACAUCGGGGACAGCAUUCGUGUUGCAGGUUUGGAUUAAUGAUCUAGAGAGUUGACGUUAUGGUCGCAGGCUGCCAUAACACA